CGCGUGCAGAGGUGGGUUUGGUUGAGGGAGUUUGUUUGUGUGCGAGGCAGUCGGGGCCCGCGGAGGGGGGCAGUCGGAGCCAUCCGUCCCAGAAGGAGCUACUAACUUGGAGAAAGCUGUCCUCUUGUUCCAAGCCAAAAACCCUUGUGCUCACAAGGUCUGGUUAGUGAUUGGUAGGUUUUUGCAUCGGCUGGGGCACAGGCUGCUCUUGGAAUCCAGGCCAUGACCAGCAGAGGAGCUGCGAGGCCAAAUGGUCAGUCACAGGCCAGCAAGAUUUGUCAGUUCAAGCUAGUACUACUGGGUGAAUCAGCAGUAGGAAAAUCCAGCCUGGUGCUGCGUUUUGUCAAGGGACAAUUCCACGAAUACCAGGAGAGCACCAUUGGCGCGGCUUUCCUCACACAGUCUGUCUGUCUAGAUGACACAACAGUAAAGUUUGAAAUCUGGGAUACAGCUGGUCAGGAAAGAUAUCACAGUUUGGCCCCUAUGUAUUAUCGAGGAGCUCAAGCUGCCAUUGUGGUUUAUGACAUAACCAACCAGGAAACGUUUGCACGAGCAAAAACAUGGGUGAAAGAACUUCAGCGGCAAGCUAGCCCAAACAUUGUUAUAGCCUUAGCAGGAAAUAAGGCUGAUCUUGCCAACAAACGCAUGGUAGAAUAUGAAGAGGCCCAGGCUUAUGCAGAUGACAACAGUCUAUUGUUUAUGGAGACAUCAGCUAAGACAGCGAUGAAUGUUAAUGACCUCUUCCUGGCAAUAGCUAAGAAGCUGCCAAAGAGUGAGCCCCAGAGCACAGGCGGUGCCAUGGGUCGGAAUCGAGGUGUGGACCUCCAUGAGCAGUCCCAGCAGAACAAGAGCCAGUGUUGUAGCAACUAAGCAGUGGCAUUAAAGCAGCCAGCGAGAGAUAAGAUAUAACCUCCAUUCCCACCCCACUCCACCACACCUCACCUCCAAUAACAGCAUCGGCGCACUUGGAAGCCGCCCCCUUCCUUCCUUCUCCUGAGAGUUCCGUUUAACUGCACUUCUAAUGCUUCAGAAACCACCACCAGGCGUCUGUUACCACCACCACCCCAAGGAAAAGUGGAGAUAGACCAACCGGGGACUUAACUUCCAAAAACAAACUCUUCUUCACUUUGUAUUAUAGGUGCAAAUAGCUACCUACUUACUGGGAUUCCCCUGUUCUGUUUUCUCCCAGAUAAUAUUCCUUUCCUUCAUUGCCUCUCCCAACAGUCUGUCUUCACUCUGAUAAAAUCUGUGUUCUUGGUCCUGUAACAUUCACCUUCUCUUCACCUCCACCUCUGUUUUGUUCAGUGGGGGAGGAUCAGAAGUGACGGGGAACUUAAUUCUUGUAGAUUUAUUUUUAAGAGUAAGGUUAAUGAUUUUUUUUUCCAAAAAAUGCAGAAUUUUUGUGAGGUCCUCAGAGUUUUUUUUUAAUCAUUUGUUUCUAGUGUUCAGAAAAGCUGCAGUGUCCUUCAUUAUCUUUUUCCAGGGCAGUCUUUUGUGGUUGGGUUGGGAAAGGUAAACGAUAUCUGAACUUCCGCUGAUGUCUUCCUUGCUGUGAUAUCGGUGUGGCGGUAGGUCUCAGUGGUACAAACAGAAGAAUCAUGUGUCUGUGAAAGCAGAAAAUGACGAAAACAGUUUUCCCAAACCUUUGGCACUCAUUGGCUAUUUUAGAUGUAUUAUUGGUCAGGAGAGCUGUGAAGGGAAGGGGGAUGCUCAUUGAGAGUCAGUCUCACUGGCACAAGUGGCAUUCUGAGUUAAAAGCCUGUUGUGUGUCUCCUUCUGUUAGCAUUCAGAUUGCAUUAACGGGUUAUCAGAGUCCUGUUAGGGCUAUUCAUUUCUUUGCUCAACAAGUAUGACCAGCAGUCUGAAGCAGGAAUGGACAAGAUUAACUAAGCUCUCUUCAGUGGUUUGGCCCUCAUGCAGCAGUAACACAUUAUAUGUACAGUAUUGCAUGUUUUUUAGAAUGUUGCUCUAAGUUGCCAAAAGGAAAAAUGCCCUGACAACCUUAGCAGAAUAUUUGAAAAGCCUUUUCCUAGUUAUUCUUGCAGACUUUACAAGCUUUGGACUAUCAGGCGGAGGGUGCAAUAAAAUGAGAAACAGCAUGGUAGAUGAGAGAUGCUAGGAGGAGGACCAGUACUGUACUCUCGAUACCCUAUCCUUGCCAGGGACACCCAGCUUGCCUUGAGUCUUUCCUACACCCUUGUAAAAUCUCCCCCUUGCCCUAUGUAACAUUAUUCCAAGGUAGCAGGUGGUGUGGUGGAGCAACCCCACCUAUCACACCUUAAGGCCCCACCUGUUCAUCCCUAAGGGCUAACGCAAGAACUGUUUGAACUGAAGAUAUCUAGCCCUUUUAACAUUCAGUUUACUCUGUAAAUAGGAUAGCACAAACAUGUAUGUAUAAAAGGGGGGGUAUGGGAGGGGGGAUUUUUACUCCCUUGCAAUUAGCUAAACAGUCAUAGCUUUUUAAACUUAUUUGUAGAUAGUGCUGAUCUAUAAGAUUAAGCAUGCUACCAUCUCAUCCACAACUUGCUCUUUGAGUAGCUUCCAGUAGUUCAGUGUCUUUGGAAGGAAUCAAUCUUAAUCUGAACAGUGGCCUUCACAGAGUCGGUGAUUUGACCCCAGCCCUCAACACCCUUGACUUUUUAAAAGUUCAUUUUCUGAAGUGGAAUGAUUCAUCUUUGUUGUCCAGAUCUUGCUCUAAAACAGUUUACUAUCAAUACAAGCAUCACUUACAUGGUCAUAGGAGCAUUCUUCAUAUGAGCACCAAUUGGGUGUAUUCUGAUCUCAACUAUGUAGAUUUCUAAUGUGAAUCUUUCUGUGGCAGGACCUGAAAUGGGCCAUUCACACAAGCAUAGCCUUCCCAUUAUUUUUAAGCACUCUUAUUUUGCACAUCCUUUGCACCUGUACUUUCUGCAGGCAUGUAUCUACUUACUUGUUCUUCUCCAAGGUAACUUAGAUACUCCUGCCACCCACAAUGCCUGCACUAAGGUCUUAAGUUUUGUUUUAUUCACCCUUGUAACCAUGUAUUGACUCUACUAAUUCCUGCACUACUGUUGGAAGUAUUCUAUUGCCUUUGAAAUGGGCGUCUAGUGGUGAUGCUAUUAAGAAGAAGCCAGUCUUCUGAAAAUCUAGGAGGAAUACUUCAAAGCAGAGUGCUUGCAAAUGGCACAUGCUGUAACAUUCUGCCCCAUCCAGUUAGCAUAAGGGUGCAGAACUGCCUCUUCUCUACUGCUGUGCAUGUAACUUGAGUAGCUUUCAAGGAUUCUGAAGUCUACAUUAUUUUUGGAAGCCCCAGGACAUUUCCAUAUUUGUUUCAAACUCUUAAAACUCACAAUUGUGUCAGGGUUGAGUCCCGUAGGUGGGAGAAACCAGGAAUGGAAUCUUGCACCUUCAGUUGUUCUCACUGAAGCUUUCUUAAUUGAUCAUCCUGUCUACUGUUUUGUACAUAUAAUUGGUAUUGUUUCCUCAUGUAGGAGAUUCUAGGAACAGGGAAUAGGGCUGCCUUCUCCUAUGAUGAUGUUUUGACUUCAAUUCAUGACACAGCAAACAUAGAUUUUGUAUUUAAACUAACCCCCCACCCACCCAUGGUUUGCAUUAGGGUUUUUUGUGCUUCCUGGACAAGUGAGGACACUGCAGCUUUUUCUUAAAACAAACAAAUUAAACACAUACUUUCUCUUCUGCUUUAUUUUUCUUUUCUGAUCAGGUUUUCUUUUUUGCGCUUUUGAGAAAGCUCUUACAUUGCAUUUGAAAUAACUAUCAUGGUAACAGAAUUCAACUGCUGAUUUACCGAUGUAUUUAAUGUAAGUAAACAAAAAUCAGUGUA
Messenger RNA from Anolis carolinensis (green anole), 3820 nucleotides. RefSeq names its product RAB5B, member RAS oncogene family (gene rab5b). The transcript has 6 exons. Gene Ontology annotation, molecular function: GTPase activity; GTP binding. NCBI's taxonomy places the organism in Eukaryota, Metazoa, Chordata, Lepidosauria, Squamata, Anolidae. The record is from RefSeq and is a predicted model, not a curated record. The coding region runs from base 223 to 870 and encodes 215 amino acids. Gene Ontology annotation, cellular component: Golgi apparatus; endosome.